Castor canadensis (American beaver) is the source of this 951-nucleotide messenger RNA. Its product is annotated as olfactory receptor 5P6-like. NCBI's taxonomy places the organism in Eukaryota, Metazoa, Chordata, Mammalia, Rodentia, Castoridae. The record is from RefSeq and is a predicted model, not a curated record. Gene Ontology annotation, cellular component: membrane. Gene Ontology annotation, biological process: G protein-coupled receptor signaling pathway. Gene Ontology annotation, molecular function: G protein-coupled receptor activity; olfactory receptor activity.
AUGGAUGAUUCCCUGUUGGUUUGGAACCGCACUGUAGUGACAGAGUUCAUUUUAUUGGGUUUGACCGAUGAUGCAGUCCUUCGGGUCAUCCUCUUCAUGGUCAUCCUGUGCAUCUACCUGGUCACCAUAUCUGGCAAUCUCAGCACAAUCAUUCUUAUCAGAGUCUCUUCUCAGCUCCACCAUCCCAUGUACUUUUUUCUGAGCCAUUUGGCUUUUGCUGACAUGGUUUUUUCAUCUACUGUCACACCCAAUAUGCUUGUUAACUUCCUGGUGGAAAGACAUACAAUCUCUUACCUUGGAUGUGACAUCCAACUUAGUUCGACAGCUUUCUUUGGGGCAGUUGAGUGCUUCCUUCUGGCUGCCAUGGCAUAUGAUAGAUUUGUGGCCAUCUGCAACCCACUGCUGUAUUCAACCAAAAUAUCCACAAAGGUCUGUGUCCAGUUACUUGUAGUAGCUUACGUAGGUAGUUUUCUUAAUGCUUCCUCCUUUACCCUUUCAUUCUUUUUGUUAUUCUUUUGUGGACCAAACAAAGUCAAUCACUUUUUCUGUGAUUUUGCCCCUUUAAUUGAACUAUCCUGUGGUGAUGUUAGUGCCCUCACAGUAGUUUCCACAUUUUCUGCUGGCUCCAUCAUUGUGUUCACAAUGAUUGUCAUUGCUGUGUCCUACAUCUACAUCCUCAUCACUAUCUUGAAAAUGCACACCACCGAUAGCAGCCAGAAGGCCAUUUCCACCUGCACCUCCCACCUCACUGCAGUCACUCUGUUCUAUGGGACAAUUAUGUUCAUUUAUGUGAUGCCCAAAUCUUUCUUCUCCACUGACCAAAACAAGGUGGUGUCUGUGUUCUACAUGGUGAUGAUCCCCAUGUUGAAUCCCCUGAUCUACAGUCUCAGGAAUAGUGAGAUUAAAGGUGCUCUGAAGAGAAAGCUUGGUAGGAAAAUGUUUUCUUACUGA